GAUAUUUUUCUUUCUUUUAGAUUCAGUUACAAUACUUCGACUUAUGAAUUUGUUCUUUAUUUAAUUUCCGAGUUUGUUUUCUGUUUAAGAAAGAUACGAUAAGGAUGCAAUUGUCUAAUGAAAAUCAUUCUGAAUUUGGUCUUGACACCUCGUUUAUAAAAAGUGUCAUUUUUCGAAAACAGCUACUUCUAGUUGCGUGUACAGCGAUAGUAAUUGUUUUUCUGAUACUGUUGCACACAUCGAAAACACAAGGAAAAGCAUACAAUGCAAAACCAUCAUUGAAAUGCACUAAUACAAGUAAAAGUACUAUUCGUGUACUCUGCCUCAUCCUAGCAUCAGCAAAUGAAAGCGAGCAGAUAGCAGCAGUAGACGAAACGUGGGCAGGGCGUUGUGAUAAGCACCUUUUUAUUAAUGGGCAAGAGAUCAAACCAACAAAAGCUGAACCAAUUUUAAAUGCUCCUGUUCCAGAGAAGAGAAAUCACCUGACAAUGAAUAUUCAUCUUGCGCUUGAAUAUGUGUACAAAACAUAUAAAGGCAAUUUUGACUGGAUAUUCAAAUGCGAUACUGACACCUAUGUUAUUAUGGAAAAUCUUCGGAAUCUUCUCUCACACGUCGACUCAUAUCAACCAGGAUACCUAGGUUUUCAUAUGAAGUCUAGGGAAACACAGCGUCAUGGUUAUAUGAGUGGAAGAGGAUCUUAUGCAAUUAGCUGGCAAGGUCUUCAUCAGUUGAUACAUAAGGGAUUUAAAAACGGCUGCCGUGAGGAAGAUGGUUCAAAUGAGAAUCUCAACAUUAGCUUAUGUUUAAAUGAAUCUGAAGUACCUGUAUUAAACUCAUAUGAUAAAGAUGGAAAAGAAACAUUCCAUCAAGCAAGCUUAAAACGUCUUUUAAUACCGCCUUAUCUAAAGCCGAUGCAGAAUAUGGCGUGGAAUCAAUUUUCCAAUUUU
Mercenaria mercenaria is the source of this 947-nucleotide messenger RNA. Its product is annotated as glycoprotein-N-acetylgalactosamine 3-beta-galactosyltransferase 1-like. The record is from RefSeq and is a predicted model, not a curated record. The annotation marks the transcript as partial. The transcript is spliced from 5 exons. Lineage: Eukaryota; Metazoa; Mollusca; Bivalvia; Venerida; Veneridae. Gene Ontology annotation, cellular component: membrane. Gene Ontology annotation, molecular function: N-acetylgalactosaminide beta-1,3-galactosyltransferase activity.